Molecule: messenger RNA, 603 nt
Organism: Musca vetustissima
Lineage: Eukaryota; Metazoa; Arthropoda; Insecta; Diptera; Muscidae
Product: glycolipid transfer protein
Exons: 4
Coding region: 1-603 (200 amino acids)
Biological process (GO): ceramide transport; intermembrane lipid transfer
Cellular component (GO): cytosol; cytoplasm; membrane
Molecular function (GO): ceramide 1-phosphate transfer activity; ceramide 1-phosphate binding
Source: RefSeq, a predicted model, not a curated record
AUGGAACAACAAACAGCACGUAUAAAAUUUAAACAACUUAAAGGUUUCCCUCCCGUAAUUGAUGAUAAACUUGAAACGGAAAUGUUUUUGGUCUCAUCAAAUGAAAUUGUCGAUGUUAUACGUUCAUUUGGUUCCCUUUUUAGUCCAGUUAUUAGUGAUAUGACCGGUAACAUUACCAAAAUUCGCAAAACCUAUGAAAAAGACUGCCAAAAAUUCAAAUAUCUAGAUGAUUUAAUAAUACUCAAUAUUGGUGUCGACAAUACCGCUGCCAAUGCUUUGCUGUGGCUGAAACGCGGCCUCCAGUUGAUAUGCACAUUUUUCGAAAACAUUUACAAUGAUGUGCAGCAGAGCGAUGUCGUCAAGAAACACCUACAAGAUGCCUAUGAGAAAACACUAAAACCUUAUCAUGGUUUCAUCGUACAAAGUACCAUAAAAAUUAUUUACAGUUGGGUACCAACCAGAAGCCAGUUAAUCGGUCAAGGCCCCGAUCAUGAUGAAAACAUUAAAGUCUUAUCCACAUAUUUGCCAACAAUGCGCGGUCAUCUCAAUCGCAUUGAUGAGUUGUUAAAGAAACACAAUUUGGAUGAUAAAAGUAAAGUGUAG